Molecule: messenger RNA, 1695 nt
Organism: Gastrolobium bilobum
Lineage: Eukaryota; Viridiplantae; Streptophyta; Magnoliopsida; Fabales; Fabaceae
Exons: 15
Coding region: 1-1695 (564 amino acids)
Biological process (GO): SCF-dependent proteasomal ubiquitin-dependent protein catabolic process
Cellular component (GO): SCF ubiquitin ligase complex
Molecular function (GO): protein binding
Source: RefSeq, a predicted model, not a curated record
AUGCUUGUUUCCUCAACAUGUUGCAAAAGUGGGACUUCCAAAUGGUUAAAAUAUUGUUCUACAAAUUUCCAUUUACCAAAGGGACAUGAAUGUUCAUGUUCAUGUGAAUGUUCAUCCCUGAUGAACUUGUGCAUCCACAAAGUCACCGAGGAGAUACAUAAAUAUAACACAUUUUCUGUACUCCCAAGGGACCUGAGUCAGAAAAUUUUUAACACACUGGUUUACUCACGUCGUCUCACACUUGCUUCUCUCCAAGCUUUUCGAGAUUGUGCUCUCCAGGAUCUUUACUUGGGAGAAUAUGCUGGCGUUCCUGUCAAUGAUGCUUGGAUGGAUGUCAUCUCAUCACAGGGCUUAUCUUUGCUUCAUGUGGAUCUUUCUGGCUCUGAUGUCACUGAUCAUGGCCUUACCUAUCUCAGACAUUGCAAAAAUAUCAUUUCUUUAAAUCUUAAUUACUGUCCCCAAAUUUCGGAUCAAGGACUGGAGUAUAUUAGUGGUCUCUCGAACUUGGGAUGUUUGAGUUUUAGAAGAAACGAUGCAAUUUCUGCUCAAGGAUUGAGUAUCUUUUCUGGUCUUGUUAACUUGGUCAAGUUGGAUUUGGAGAGAUGUCCUAGGAUUCAUGGAGGCCUUGUUCAUCUUCAAGGUUUAACCAGGUUAGAAUCUCUCAAUAUGAAGUGGUGUAAUUGCAUAAUAGAUGAUGAUAUGAAGCCUAUAUCAGAGCUUACAAAGUUGAAAAGCCUAGAGAUUUCCAGCAGUAAAGUCACAGAUUUUGGCAUCAGUUUUCUAAAAGGAUUAAAAAAGCUUGCUUUAUUAAAUUUGGAAGGGUGCCUUGUAACAGCUGCAUGCUUGGAUUCUCUUGCAGAGCUUCCUGCCCUGUCAAACUUGAAUCUUAGUAGAUGUAAUCUUUCUGACAAUGGAUGUGAAAAGUUUUCACGACUGGAAAAUUUGAAUGUAUUAAACUUGGGAUUUAAUGGCAUAACAGACGCAUGUUUAGCACACUUGAAAGAAUUGAAAAAUUUGAAGAGCUUGAACCUGGAUUCAUGUAGGAUUGAAGAUGAAGGAUUGGUCCACCUGGCAGGCCAUCAACAAUUGAAUUGCUUGGAACUUUCUGAUACGGAAGUUGGAAGCAAUGGACUACACCAUUUAUCAGGAUUGUCUAGUCUGGAGAAAAUAAACCUGUCAUUCACUAUGGUUAAUGAUGCUGGUUUAAGAAAAUUGUGUGGACUCUCAUCUCUCAAGUCUCUAAAUUUGGAUGCUCGCCUAGUUACUGAUACUGGACUGGCAACCCUAUCAGGUUUGACUGGGCUUACUGACCUGGAUUUGUUUGGUGCUCGAAUCACAGAUUUUGGAACAAACUAUCUGAAAAACUUUAAGAACCUGAGGUGGCUGGAAAUAUGUGGCGGAGAAUUGACUGAUGAUGGUGUGAAAAAUAUCAAAGAGCUUUCAUCUCUGAUGCGCUUAAACUUAUCGCAAAACUGCAACCUUACAGACACUACCUUGGAGUUAAUUUCUGGGCUUACUGAUUUGAUUUCUUUGAAUGUAUCAAAUUCUGGUAUCACCAAUGCUGGGCUGCAUCAUUUGAAAACACUAAAGAACUUGAGGUCUCUGUCAUUGGAGUCCUGUAAGGUGACAGCUAAUGGCAUUAAGAAUCUUCAAUCAACAGAACUCCCGAAUCUGGUUAGCUUUAGGCCCGAGUAG